Nematolebias whitei (Rio pearlfish) is the source of this 2829-nucleotide messenger RNA. It is a transcript of the gene wwc1, whose product is annotated as WW and C2 domain containing 1. Gene Ontology annotation, cellular component: cytoplasm. Gene Ontology annotation, molecular function: molecular adaptor activity; kinase binding. Gene Ontology annotation, biological process: cell migration; regulation of hippo signaling; regulation of DNA-templated transcription. The record is from RefSeq and is a predicted model, not a curated record. The coding region runs from base 1 to 2241 and encodes 746 amino acids. The transcript has 14 exons. NCBI's taxonomy places the organism in Eukaryota, Metazoa, Chordata, Actinopteri, Cyprinodontiformes, Rivulidae.
AUGCCGAGGAAGGAGCUGCCACUACCGGACGGUUGGGAGGAGGCCCGAGACUUCGACGGCAAAGUUUACUACAUCGACCACAAGAGCCAGUCCACCAGCUGGAUCGACCCCCGAGACAGCCUCUCUGCCAGCACCCUGUCCUGUUCGUCGGGCAGCAGUCGAGGCUCGCUGACGUCCAGCCGCGGCUCCCUCGCCACCACCUCCAGCAUGGGCUCCUCCUCCUCCCUCAGCUUCACGGACAUCUACCUGGAGCAGCCCGAGCUGGCCGACCCGGACCUGCGGGCCAAGCUGGAGGAUCUGCUGCAGGACGGGGGUCCGGGCGGCUACCGCCCAUCUAGCUCCAUCACCACCAUCCACGAGCACGAAGUGGUGACGGGCUGCGGCGGGGGGAGCACGGGGGGAGACGCAGGAGGUCCCGGUGUCGGACCGGAGUCCUCCAGGAUCCAGGCGCUCAGACUGUCGGAGACCCCUCGCUCUAUGAGCUCGCUGUCCCCCCGGUCGUCCCUGUCCUCGCUGUCCCCGCCGUGCUCGCCGCUCGUCUCCGACACCGGCUUCCUGUCGGGGGAGGCGUUCUCUGGCCAGCAGGGGCCCGGCGGGCCGGGACUGGACCUGGAGCUUCGCAGCAGGCUGGCAGAGCUGGAGCUGGACUCUGAGGAGCAACGACGAGAGGAGCAGCGGGCGCUGGAGGAGAAACAGAACCACAACAAUGAGCUGAACGAGGAGGGCAAAGCUCCUCAACGACGAGGGGUGGGGCCUAAGAAGAUGGGCGUGACCUCGGCUGUGUCUGACGAGUCGGUGGCCGGCGACAGCGGAGUUUAUGAACCUUCAGAGCGAAAGCCGGGUCUCCCUGCAGACCUCCUGUCCUUCGAGGACCGCCUGACGUCUGGCUGCUCUCAGGUCCAGCUCGGCUUCCGCUAUGAAACCCGGGACCAGCGCUUCACGGUUUACGUCCUGCAGCUGUCCAACUGCAGCGCCCUCUGUCUGCCGGCUGACCAGAAAAUGUACGUCCGCCUGGCGGUGCUGCCGUGCCCGCAGGCCUCCCGCUGCCUCUUUAGGACACGCAGCUCGCCGCCUCAGGACGUCGUGGAGAUCAACGAAGUGUUUGGCUUGCAGAUAUCCCAUGGUGCACUGCGGCAUAAAACGCUGAGGGUGGACGUCUGCAACGCCGGCAGGUCCGGCCUCGAGGACUGUGUGGCGGGGGCCCAGAUCAGCCUGGCUGAUGUCGGCUGUUCGGAGGAGAGAAGCUGCAGGUGGUACAACCUGCUGAGUCACCUCUACCUGCCCGAGACCAGGGCCAAGGAGGGAGAGCGCCGAGCUGCAGCCGGCUCUGAGCAGACUCCAGGUUGCAGUGGAGAUGUAGUCAGAGCUGUGGAGGAGGAGGAGUGGCGAGGCGACGCUGUCGAGGCGGACGUGUUUGAUGAUGAAGGAGGAAACGGUAGAGAUGGAGGGGGGUGUCAGGAGGAUGAGAACGAGUUUUAUCCUGACAGCAGCCAAGAAGAGGAGGAGGAGGAGGAGGUGGUGACCAAACCAGCUCCACGAGCAGCGCCCAUCACAGAGAAGGUGAACAAGGAGACCAGCAUGGACGGCUUACCGUCGUCCCAUCGCUGCUCCGCGGUUCGACCCAAAGAGCGGCGCCCCGACCUCUGCCAGCAGAACGUCUUCCUGCGCGGCAACACCAUCAUCCGCUCCAAGACCUUCUCCCCUGGACCUCAAAGCCAGUACAUCUGCAGGAUCAACCGCAGCGACAGUGACAGCUCCACCCUCUCCAAGAGGUCACCGUUUGUCAGGAACGCCUCAGAAAGACGCAGCAUGCGCAUGAAAAAGCCUCCUGGGCCGGUCAAAGGUCUGGACGGUCUGCUUCGCACCUCCCUGGACCUGGAGUUGGACCUGCAGGUGUCCCGCACGCGGCAGGCCCGGCUGGAUCAGGAGCUCCGGGUUCUGCGGGAGCUGAAGUCGCAGCUGGAGCGGGCGAGGCAGCAGGGUCAGAGGGAGCUGCCCGCCUGGGUCCAGGAGGACGAGCGGUUCCGGCUCCUCCUCCGGCAGACUGAGAAACAGACCCACGAGGAGCAGCUGCAGGAGAAACGGGUGGAGAAGAUGAUGAGAGCCGCCGCCAAGGACGUCCACAAGAUCAGAGGACAGAGCCGCAAGGAGGUCCCCGAGGUCCAGACCUUCAGAGAGAAGAUGGCGUUCUUCACCCGAGCCAAGACCAGCAUCCCCGACCUGCCGGCCGACGACGUGUAGCGCAGCAUUUCAAAGUAUUUCAUCUCCUCGGCCCCGACGCUCGGCGGAGUCGGGAAGAUUUCAAACCGACAGACGUUCAAACCGCUGAAGAAUCCCGUUUUUAACGAGCUCGUCUGGUCUCCGUGAAGCCGAGACGGGCCCGCUUCGGCUGUUACCUGCCGUAAAUCACACGAACGGCACAAAAACGCACCAGAAACGGUACUCGAGUCGAACUGAAGCUGAUGAAGCACACAUCUGUAAAAUGUUUAAUUUUCUGUUUUUAGAAACGAGUUUUUAUCGUCGUUUCUCUGUAGACGUCCCUGAAACAAACCUGAGCUCAAGUUUAUCCAGAGUUUUAAUCUUUGAGAUGUUUUCAAAAUGCCUCCAAGUCUGAACCAAAACAACUACGUCUCCCAGAGUGCACUGCAGCAGGAAACCUACAGUCUUUCAGUUCUGAGCUGCAGCUUUUGGUUCUGGCUGGUUUUUACCAGGACCUGGUUCUGGUUCCACUUCAGGCGUGGUUUGGGUCCAGAACCCUAACCGAACCGGUCCACGAGUUGUGAGUUCAGAACCACGUCCGUCUCAGUAUUUUGUUUUUAAUGGGUUUCA